This is a messenger RNA of Chlorocebus sabaeus (green monkey), 2991 nucleotides long. RefSeq names its product zinc finger protein 775 (gene ZNF775). Lineage: Eukaryota; Metazoa; Chordata; Mammalia; Primates; Cercopithecidae. Gene Ontology annotation, cellular component: nucleoplasm. Gene Ontology annotation, molecular function: RNA polymerase II cis-regulatory region sequence-specific DNA binding; DNA-binding transcription repressor activity, RNA polymerase II-specific. The record is from RefSeq and is a predicted model, not a curated record. Gene Ontology annotation, biological process: regulation of cytokine production; regulation of immune system process; negative regulation of transcription by RNA polymerase II.
GGAGGGGAUGCCCACCUGGUUUGGGCUGGGACCUCUGGGAGGGGCAUGCAGAACUGCCCUGGUAAGUGGAGGGCUUUACAGACAGUGCCACAACCACAGCCGUGGCAAACCCUCUUCCUCCUGCGGGGUGGAGUGUGGAGGCUCCUGUGUGGCGCUGGGGGCCUCAGAUUCCCAAGUGGCUGGAAGGAGUAAUGGCUUAGGAAGAGUGAGCAGCAGUGGGGACACUGGCAGAGAGGCUUGUACAGACACUGCCCGGUGCCUCCAGCUCAGGCUUGCUGCCCUGUGGUGCUCCUCCCAAACUCAGAGAGCAGGUAUGUCCAUUCACCCGUGCCAUCAGGAACCUGAGCUCAAAGCGCUACAAUGACUGGCCGGGGACUAGCAGCGGCUCAGUGAUGGGUGGGCUGGGACUUGGGACUCCUGACUAAGACAUGGGGUUCUGAGGGGAGAAACCAGGAAGGGUGGCCUUGAGAAGGCCAUCCCUGCCAGCCUCAGGCAGUGGGCUUCGAGGGGGAGACUAGGGCUGAGGAGCCAGCCAGGUGGCGGCUCAGGGUCACCCAAAGCUGACUGAAGGGGAGAGGACCCGUUGCAUCCCCUUGGGCCAGAGCCCACAGGCCAGGCCCUGGAGGAUCUCAGGCUGCACCAGGCUUGCUGGACACAGGCUCAUUGUCUCUAGGGCUUUCUGUCUUGCUGUAACGCCUCUCCAGCCAGCUGCAGCUCCUGCUGACCUAUCCCACCCGGCACAGGUCAUCCAAUGGGGACUCACGGCCCCAGCCUCCUGGCUCGAUGAGGAUGACAGGAAAGGGACACAGCCGGUGCUGAUGCUGGGAGGCCUCCAGGGAUGGAGGGUGGCCUGGCUGGUGACCGCACAGGAGCUGGGCUGGUGAUGAAGGUCAAGCAGGAGAAGCCGGAGCGGCUGCUGCAGACACUGGCACCGCAGGUCAUGCUUGCGGAGAAGGACAAGGAGAACAUCUUCCAGCAGCACCCGGGCCUCCCGCCACGCCAGACCAUGGGGCGGCCUCGAGCCCUGGGGGGACAGGAGGAGUCUGGGAGUCCAAGGUGGGCCCCUCCCACUGAGCAUGAUGCGGGGCUGGCAGGCCGGGCUCCCGGGUCAGCCUCCGCUCCCCUGAGCCCCUCGCUUUCUGCCGGCGAGGGUCACUUUGUGUGCCUGGACUGCGGGAAGAGGUUCAGCUGGUGGUCGUCCCUGAAGAUCCACCAGCGCACCCACACCGGGGAGAAGCCGUACCUCUGCGGCAAGUGCGGCAAGAGCUUCAGCCAGAAGCCGAACCUGGCGCGCCACCAGCGGCACCACACUGGCGAGCGACCCUUCUGCUGCCCCGAGUGCGCACGGCGCUUCAGCCAGAAGCAGCACCUGCUGAAGCACCAGAAGACCCACUCCCGGCCCGCCACCCACUCAUGCCCCGAGUGCGAGCGUUGCUUCCGUCACCAGGUGGGCCUCCGCAUCCACCAGCGCGCGCACGCCCGGGACCGCCAGGGCUCCCGCGCCGGCCUGCACGAUUUGCUUCGGGACGCGGCGGCGCGCCGGGCCUCUCGCCUGCGGCCGGGGCCGCCGCGGGGGCGCCCCGAGUGGGCCUGGCUGGGGCUCUGCCAGGGCUGGUGGGGCCAGCCUGGGGCCCGGACCACGGUCUCCGGCCCCUCGGGGCCGGGCGAGCCGCGCCAGUUCAUCUGCAACGAGUGUGGCAAGAGCUUCACCUGGUGGUCGUCGCUGAACAUCCACCAGCGCAUCCACACUGGCGAGCGGCCCUACGCGUGCCCCGAGUGCGGCCGCCGCUUCAGCCAGAAGCCCAACCUGACAAGGCACCUGCGCAACCACACGGGCGAGCGCCCGCACCCCUGCCCGCACUGCGGCCGCGGCUUCCGCCAGAAGCAGCACCUGCUCAAGCACCUGCGCACGCACCUGCCCGGAGCCCAGGCCGCGCCCUGCCCCAGCUGCGGUAAAAGCUGCCGCAGCCGCGCCGCACUGCGCGCCCACCAGCGCGCCCACGCUGCCGCUGAGCCCGCCAUUCCGGCCGGGGAACCGGGCGACCAGCUGCAGGCCGAGGCCAUCCCAGGCUUGGCCGCGCGGCCGCGGAGCUCCCAACGGUCCCCGGGGGCCCGGGACGCGCUGUGGGGCCGGGGACGCGCGGGCCUCACCGGGCCUGGCGAGCCGCGCCAGUUCAUCUGCAACGAGUGCGGCAAGAGCUUCUCGUGGUGGUCGGCGCUCACCAUCCACCAGCGCAUCCACACUGGCGAGCGGCCCUACCCGUGUCCCGAGUGCGGCCGCCGCUUCAGCCAGAAGCCCAAUCUGACGCGGCACCGGCGCAACCACACAGGCGAGCGGCCCUACCUGUGUCCCGCCUGCGGCCGCGGCUUCAGCCAGAAGCAGCACCUGCUCAAGCACCAGCGUGUACAUCGCGCGGCCUCUGCGUGCAGCCCCAAGGAGGAGGCGCGCUAGUGGACGGGACCUCAGCGGACCCGUGGUGGUGCGGGGGAUGUUUGCGGGGUAUGUGUGGGGAGUGGGUGUGGCCAGGAUUGCUGGCUCUUAGAACUCCCCACAGCGGGACCGGUAGAUUCCUCAAGGCUCUGAAGGACUGAGAAUAGUUCUAGAAGGGCCCAAGAGGGUGCUGGGAAAGGUCCCAGCGUGGGUUGAGGGAGGAGGAGGGAAGAUCCGAGUUCCUCACUGCGGGCCCGGAUGUGACCACCCUCUUCAGAGGUUGGACCCCAGGCUUCAAGCAGCGAGUGAGGGGCCUGUUUGGGACGCUGGGAAAGUCUCCUGGUGUGAAGUGGCUGAGGUCUGGACUAGUCAGCUGCAGCACCAGCCGGUCCUGCCCACGCUUCAGGAUGGCCAGGGGCUGCCCCUGUAGGAGAGUUGCCAAGACUCGGUGAUACCAAGGAUGGAAGCCAGAGGCUGUGGCGAGGGAGAGCCAAGUAUAUUCCCAGCACUAGGGCCAGAGCUGGCACGUCGUAGGAAUCCAAUAAAUAUUUUUGGAAGGA